This is a messenger RNA of Cyprinodon variegatus (sheepshead minnow), 2158 nucleotides long. It is a transcript of the gene spata6, whose product is annotated as spermatogenesis associated 6. Gene Ontology annotation, molecular function: myosin light chain binding. NCBI's taxonomy places the organism in Eukaryota, Metazoa, Chordata, Actinopteri, Cyprinodontiformes, Cyprinodontidae. Bases 60 to 1412 code for a protein of 450 amino acids. The transcript is spliced from 11 exons. Gene Ontology annotation, biological process: spermatogenesis. The record is from RefSeq and is a predicted model, not a curated record.
CGCUCUGUGGCUGUUGCUGUUAUGACAACGAAGUUUAAAGCUUCAGAGGAGUGGUAACGAUGAGGAAGAAAAAGGUUAACAAAAACCAGCAGAAGGUUCUACGAUGUACAGUGUACCUGGAUAUCCAGAGAGUGACCUGCCCAGGAGUCCUCCUGCACAAAAAGAAUGACGUUUACCUCCGCGUGCGUAUAAUGGGACAGUACAAGAGGACUCCGUGUUUGGCACCUCUUUUCCCUUUACUGUUUCACCACAGAAUGGUUUUUGUCAAGACCUUCUCUGGCGUUGUCGACCCCGCUGAUGUAACUGACCUCCUCAAAGCUGACACAACACUUUUUGAGCUGAUUCAGUUGGUCCCUCCAGAGGGGGAGACUCUUGCCACGAUGGAAGAAUGCAGCAGAGAUUUUCUGUACCCUGGUCCCAGACCAGUUGGCAGCGAAGGAGCUGCAGAAAGAAGCGCACUGAUGAAAAGAUCUCCAUUGUUUCCUGGAAUCUCCCCUAAAGUGGAGUUUGCAACGGCGUCAGUCAUAGAGGAGAGUAAUGGGAGAGACAGCUGGGCUCCAUCACCUGCCUGUCGUCUCUCUCCGGUGAGGCCAUCUUUAACCCCGUUUCAGCAAAAAUCCACCACGAAGUUUUCCCCAUUCAGGAAAACAGAUGACGAUGUUUCUGACUAUGUUGUGGGGAAAGAUGGGGAGGAAAGGAUGAAUGUCAAGGCCCUGGUCACAAACCGGGCUCAAACGACAGCGUCUAGACGUCCUCCUUAUGCAUCCCCGUCUGACCGCAGUCCUCAAAGAAACAGGAGUCACAGUAACACUAGAGCUUCUGUGAACGCCGGGUACCAACGGCCCACUGUUGCCUCCAGGUCAAGAGCCCUGUCCCCCUACACACACCGCAAGAUGUGCCAGCUGUCCGAGGACACCAGGCAGCGGCUCAGCCAUCUACAGCUAGGGCCUCACCACUUUCGGAAGGAGACGGAGAGCCAGUCACCCUUUUUGGUCCCUCGUCGCUUUAACACCUCUGGGAUGGGAACACCCUCCUCCUCCUCCUCGCCACUAAACAACAGCAUGCAUCAGCGCUCUGUCAGUUUCUCAGCUGGUCACACAGACUCUUCUCUCAUUGGAAGGAACAGACAGGGAGCAGAGCAGAUAGAAUCAGCUUCAGUGAGAGUUCAUCCGUCUCCAGAGAUAAGAUCCCAACACCAACCCAAGAUCAAAAGCCCAGUGAGGGGGUCUGCAUCAGUUCGCUCCAGCCUGGCCAGGUCAGAAUCAGGACAGCUUCUGAAUGUCAGCAGCUGCUCCCUUAGAGACAGACUGCAGCCUGGUCCGUCCUACUGGGAGCAGAUCCAUAGCCGGGUCCAGAAGAUUCUGCAGACACACAAAACCAGCUGGGACCCCAGAAGGAGCUGCGACUUUUAAUUCACUGCAUGAGCGUUUUUACUCCCUUAAUACAGAAUUGUUUAUUAAGACAUCAAUUGUCCCAAUAAGGUCUCUUGGGCUAAAAAGUAUUAAUUCUUAAUUGCACCUUUUUAAUAGAAAUCAAACCAUCUCUCAAAUGUUCCUUUUAUUCCAGUUCAUGUUUUAAACAUCUGGAGAACACAAAGGCCAUUUCUUUUUCCUCCCACCCAUUCUCUGUUCUCUAAUGGCUGUGCAAACCAAAUAGAGCUGGGUUUUUUCUGUUUUUGCUGAAGGCAUUUACUAAACUGGCUCGGGUAUACAGAAGCACCGCUUUGCAUGUGUGGGAAGGAGACGUGGAGGAUGUAAGCUGCAGCUGUUGAGGGCUCGCCUCGUAACACAAAAGAGGCAUGACGAUAGCCAAGAGCUACUGCUGGGAGCCCUGAGCUAAAGACUGAAGAGAUUUAAACGAGAAAAAAAAAGGAACAAAAGUAAUCCUGAAUGAAAAGAGCAGAUGACACAAAGAGACUCAGACGGCACUGAAAUAAAAACAUUCAUCUUUAUAAGUGUUACAUGAAUGAAUGGCGUGUAGUUCUCCUGUUCAGGUGUUUAUCGCAGCUAAUCAUGAUGUGACCUCUCUUCACUUUAACACCGAAUUAAACCCGAUUUACAUAAAGCAACAAAAAUAAUGUAACAUCUGGACCAACAGCAGUACCGGUAAUAAUAGUUUGACUGCUGCACAGAUUCCUGUAUUACUUAGGUCACAAAAU